Molecule: messenger RNA, 999 nt
Organism: Monoraphidium neglectum
Lineage: Eukaryota; Viridiplantae; Chlorophyta; Chlorophyceae; Sphaeropleales; Selenastraceae
Exons: 5
Coding region: 1-999 (332 amino acids)
Molecular function (GO): oxidoreductase activity, acting on a sulfur group of donors, disulfide as acceptor
Source: RefSeq, a predicted model, not a curated record
AUGCUUCUAUCGGGAACGCUUCAGCGGUGUAGGCUCUCGGCCAGUACCGUGCCGCGGCAACCUCGGCCCAGCGUUGCGCGCCGUGCGCUGCGCGAAGAGACCCCCGAGCAGAAGCGCGAGCGCCAGCUCCGCGAGUCGGCGCGCGUCGAGGAGCGCAUCACGUACAUCCAGAACGCGGACCACUUUAAACGCGAGAUCGAGGCGGCAGGCAAAAAGCUGGUUGUGGUGGAGGCCCAGGCCGAGGGCGUGUGUAUGACCGGGCUCGACGAGGAGCCCGAGCUGCACUGGAAGGGCGACAAGGAGGCGGCGCUGCGGCCGUGCGAGAACAUCAAGCACACAUUUGUGCGCACCGCGCGCGAGUGCCAGGACGUCGUCUUCUUGUCCCUGCAGGCUGAUGACGAGGAGGUGGCUGACCUGUGUGACGAGCUGGGCAUUGAGGUCAUCCCCACACUGCAGUUUUGGCGCAACGGCGCAAAGAUCUGGGAGCACAAGGGCAUCAUGAACAUGGACCAGGACCUGGGAGAGGGCGUGCUAUUCUUCAACGGCAGCGCGGCCGGCGGCGUCCAGGCCGGCGACUUCGUGACCGAGCUGCACAGCGAGGAGGAGAUGCAGGCCUUCAUCGCCUCCCAGUCAGACAGCGUGCUCACGGUCGUCGACAUCUGCCUGUCGGACGCGGCGCCCUGCAUCCGGGUCUACCCCGCGGUGCUCGCGCUCGCGCGCAGCUUCAAGGGCUACGCCGCGUUCGGGCGCGUCGUGGCGGACCAGUCGGACGCGGGGCGGGAGCUGCUGCGGGACUACAACGUGGUGGAGGUGCCCACGUUCCUGUUCUUCAAGAACGGGCGCGAGGUCGACAGGCACGUGGGCAGCAGCCGCGGCGACCUCAUCGGCAAGAUUAUGGAGGUGCAGUCGCGCUUCGGCGUCGCGCCGCCGCCGCCGCCGGGCGGCGCGCAGCCGCGGCGCACCAUCCAGCGGAGGGUGACCCGCAAGGCGCGCGCUUGA